AUGAGGAAGUGCAAAGUCUUUGUUGGAAACUCACAUCCCGAGUUGGGGAAGCUUGUGUGUGAUAGGCUGGGAAUUGAACCAGCUCCCAGCACGUUGAAGAAGUUCGCCAAUGGUGAGACCUCGGUACAGAUUGGUGUAUCUGUUAGAGACGAGGACGUCUACAUCAUCCAAAGUGGGUCUCCUCAGACGAAUGACCAUAUCAUGGAGCUCUUGAUUUUGAUUUCUGCGUGUAAGGGUGGUUCCGCUGCCAAGAUUACUGCUGUUAUUCCCCAGUUCCCAUACUCCAAGCAGUCCAAGAUGAAGAAGCACAGAGGAGCUAUCACGGCUAGAAUGUUGGCGAAUUUGCUUGUCAUGGCUGGUGCGGACCAUGUGGUUUCUAUGGAUUUGCAUGCUUCGCAGAUGCAGGGUUUUUUCACCAAGCCAGUGGACAAUCUCUACGGAGGCCCCACGUUGGCCAAUUGGAUCAAGCAUUAUGUUCCAGACUACUCGGAGGCCGUGGUGGUUUCAAAGAACCCCGGUGGAACCAAGAGGGUGACUUCUUUGGCUGACUCGCUCAAGAUCAACUUUGCCAUGUUUCACACCGACAGGAGGAGAAAUAAGGACGCCUACAAGAUCAAGGGAAAGAAGAAGACCUUGACUACCACCAAGAAAAACGAGGACGGUGAGGAAGAGGAGGAUAUCAUAGUAAGCAAUGGAAUGCAGACAGCGAGAAUUGUCAAAGGUCACGUUGUCGAUGAUGCGUAUCCUGAACAAAAGCCCAAGACCCUGGCCAAUGGCGACGAGCCAGUAGACAGGUACGCGUUGGGUGGCUCCUACGAUGCAGACAACUCAGACGAUGAAGACGAACCUCAGUAUAAUGCAGAGGAAAAGCUGAUCACACUCGUUGGUAAUGUGCAGAAUAGACCUGCCAUAAUCGUUGAUGACAUGAUCGACAAACAUGCUUCUUUCAUUGCUGCUGCCGAACAUCUGAGACUCAACUGUGGUGCUAAAGAGUGCUACAUUGUUGCGACUCAUGGUAUAUUCAGCGAUAACUGUCUGGAGACUUUGAAUGACUGCAAGUACAUUGACAAAAUCAUCGUCACCAACACCUACCCCAUAGACGAGGCCAGGCGUGCGAGGUGCGAGAAGCUGGUGAUCAUCGACGUUUCUCCUAUCUUUGCUGAGUGCAUUAGAAGAGACCAUUUCGGCGAGAGUAUAUCGGUUCUGUUUGACUCUCUCUCCGUCAUCGCAUAG
This is a messenger RNA of Kuraishia capsulata CBS 1993, 1233 nucleotides long. RefSeq lists its product as uncharacterized. The transcript has a single exon. Gene Ontology annotation, molecular function: ribose phosphate diphosphokinase activity; magnesium ion binding. Gene Ontology annotation, biological process: purine nucleotide biosynthetic process; 5-phosphoribose 1-diphosphate biosynthetic process; ribonucleoside monophosphate biosynthetic process. NCBI's taxonomy places the organism in Eukaryota, Fungi, Ascomycota, Pichiomycetes, Pichiales, Pichiaceae. Gene Ontology annotation, cellular component: cytoplasm; ribose phosphate diphosphokinase complex. The record is from RefSeq and is a predicted model, not a curated record. The coding region runs from base 1 to 1233 and encodes 410 amino acids.